Molecule: messenger RNA, 573 nt
Organism: Parasteatoda tepidariorum (common house spider)
Lineage: Eukaryota; Metazoa; Arthropoda; Arachnida; Araneae; Theridiidae
Source: RefSeq, a predicted model, not a curated record
AUGGGAAUUAAUAAAUGUCGAGCUUUAGCGAAUUCAGUAGUCUACUGGCCUGGCAUCAGUAAACAAAUAGAGGAAUUAGUUCGGGACUGUCCUUCAUGUAUACAGGAAGCUAAAAAGUGUUCUGAACCUUUGAAACCAACUAGUUUUCCUCAGAGACCAUGGAAAAUUGUAGCUAUGGACUUAUUUAAACUCCACACAGAAUGUGGACCACAGUUUGAAGUUACUAGAACAGCUGAGUUUCAAAACUUUGCAAAAGUAUACGGUUUUAAGCACAUUACUUCAAGUCCGAGAUAUCCUCAAAGCAACGGUUUUGUUGAAGCAGCAGUGGAGAUAAUUAAAUUAAGAUUCAAAAAGUCUAAAAAUCCUUACUUGGCUUUAUUGAGUUAUCGGACGACACCUUUAAAGAAUGGCUACAUUCCAGCUGAAUUGUUGAUGGGACGUCGCUUACAAUCAACCUUACCUUUAGUAGUUUCACUACUUCAACCAAAGCUAAUUGAGAAGGAGAUAUUAGAAGAAAAAGAGGAGAAAGACAGAAAAAGGAUUAUGAUCGGAGAAACAAUGCUCAUGAAUUGA